AUGUCACUUGAACAACAGAUACAAAAAGAAAGUGAACGUUUUCAAGCUUUAUUCGAUCGUUUAUCCGAUGCGCAAUGGAGUGAUGGCGCAUUACCAGAAGCACAGAAUUAUUUGAUUACUUGUAAAGAUCAUGUUCGUCUCGCACAAGAGAAUAUUACUGAAUUUAAUACAGCAGUUGAAAAGGAGCACAAACGUUUACUUGACAUAAAAGGUCAUGGUGUUAGACAUACAUGGUACAAGGUUCGAGGUAAAUUGGAAGAACGUUUGGAUGAACAAGAAAAAACAUGGCUUCAAGAAUUCGAAAAGUGCAAAGAAGAAGAAGAACGUCUAAUUGUAUUACAAGAAGAAGUUCGUUCUGCUGAAACAUAUUUACAUGAAUGUCAAACCGCUUAUGACGAGUAUAUAAAUACCAAACGAGAGUUAGAUGAAAUAUUAGAAGACUUCUUCUCUGGUAGUACACCUUCGUAUCCUGAAGAAGACGUAAUGGAACAGGAUUUAAAAAAACAAGAAGAACAAUUAAUAAGUUUACAGAAUCAACAUCGUCUUUUAACACAUGUUUUUCAAUUAUUACACAAAGCCCAUCAAGCUGUUAUGAUCGCUCGUCGUGCACUCGAUGAUGCACUAAAUAUGAAUACAUUCGAUUUGUUUUCUAAAUCUUCUUUCGCAGACAUAGCCGUAAGUUCUAAUUUGGCUCGAGCUAGAAAUGCAUCAAUGCAAGCACAACAAUUUCUCAACGAAGCCAAGCGUGUAUCUCCAAAUAUACCACAUAUUGGUCAGAUAUUUAUUAGACAAGAUAAUCUUGUUUUUAAUAUUAUGUUCGAUAAUAUUUGGACUGAUAUGAGUAUGAGACAAACAAUUCAUGAAGCAUUAAAUCGUAUGUGUCGUGCUGAUACAUUUUUGUUGGGUAUUUUAGCAGGAAUGAAGGAACAAUUGGAAAGAUGCGAAGUUGAUCGAGACAAGAAAAGUAAACAUGUGAAAUGUCUGGCAACUGAACAUUUUAUUAAGAGAAUUACUAUUGUGCAAAAUAUUAUAAAAAUGCCACCACCAUAUUCAUCCGAGGUUUAA
This is a messenger RNA of Adineta steineri, 1065 nucleotides long. The record is from the annotation of a GenBank genome assembly. NCBI's taxonomy places the organism in Eukaryota, Metazoa, Rotifera, Eurotatoria, Adinetida, Adinetidae.